CCGUUUAAAGUGUGUCUGAACCUUCACUUGAGGUCUAGUCUCGCUGUUGGGGUGCACACGGAUUGACCACUCCUUUGAGCUUUUCUGUAUUCCUUGGAUAUUUGGGGGGAAAAGCUAAUCCACAAACAUGACUGAUGCGCAACAAGAGGCCCGCUCCUACCUGAGCGAGGAAAUGUUGGCCGAAUUCAAGGCUGCCUUUGACAUGUUUGACACUGACGGUGGUGGUGAUAUCAGCACCAAGGAGUUGGGUACCGUGAUGAGGAUGCUAGGCCAAAACCCCACAAGACAGGAGUUGGAUGAAAUCAUUGAGGAGGUCGAUGAGGAUGGUAGCGGUACCAUCGACUUCGAGGAGUUCUUGGUCAUGAUGGUGAGGCUGCUGAAGGAGGACCAGGCCGGCAAGAGCGAGGAAGAGUUGGCAGAGUGCUUCCGUGUGUUUGACAAGAACGGCGAUGGCUACAUCGACAGAGAAGAGUUUUCCCUUAUCAUCCGCAGCAGCGGUGAACACGUCACAGAUGAUGAGAUUGAUGAGCUGCUGAAGGAUGGAGACAAGAAUUCCGAUGGCAUGCUGGACUAUGAUGAAUUCCUCAAGAUGAUGGAGAAUGUGCAGUAAAACCAGAAAGACUCAUGGACAUUCCUCCUCCCCUGAAACCCCCCCUGAAACAUCUGACCGCCCCACUGACCCACUCAAACUACCCCCUCCUCCUGUCCACCUGGUUCACUGCCUCUCUUCUCCAUCCUUAAAGACAUCCUCAGCAGACAGCUAGAGCACCCGGUGGGGGUCGCUCGCUGAGCUCAUUUGUGCAUGCAGAUUGCUCAUGGAUGCUGCACUGACACUGUACCGUGUGACGGGAUGGCAGGGCUGCAAUGGGGGAAAUUCACUGCACACACCUUUUGCAGCAUGAGCGGUGUAACAUGUCAUCAGCGACCCCUUCCUCUGCUGGUAAAGCUCUGAUCUAGAUGUAGUCUAGAUAGAUUGGCAGCCUGUUACCUGCUGCUUAGACCAAUCAAUUCAACCACUUCACUGUACAAAGAAGUUACUUGCUUGAACAGAAUAAAUGAACUAACACCUGCUCACUUGUAGUUGGUCUGCCAUAUUUAUUUACGGUCUGUGUAAAAAGUUUUGUUUUGAGGAAUAUGAAUAAAAUCUGUUUGUUUCUUCUUUUUGUCCAGUCUGCUUGAACCACAGAUAGCAGCGUCCAUCUAAAGAGUUCUAAGGUAUCUGAAAGUUAUGAGUAGGGUCAGAUAAAAAUAAUUAAGUAUAGUAUUUCAU
Messenger RNA from Monopterus albus (swamp eel), 1270 nucleotides. RefSeq names its product troponin C, skeletal muscle. Gene Ontology annotation, molecular function: calcium ion binding. Bases 128 to 610 code for a protein of 160 amino acids. The transcript is spliced from 6 exons. The record is from RefSeq and is a predicted model, not a curated record. NCBI's taxonomy places the organism in Eukaryota, Metazoa, Chordata, Actinopteri, Synbranchiformes, Synbranchidae. Gene Ontology annotation, cellular component: myosin II complex.